This is a messenger RNA of Camelina sativa (false flax), 989 nucleotides long. RefSeq lists its product as uncharacterized. Gene Ontology annotation, molecular function: metal ion binding. Lineage: Eukaryota; Viridiplantae; Streptophyta; Magnoliopsida; Brassicales; Brassicaceae. The record is from RefSeq and is a predicted model, not a curated record.
CACGACGUCGUAAUAUUGAAUAAGCGGAAACUGGAGAGAUCCGAGUUGCUAUGUCGGCGAAGGCGACCGCCGGCGGGAGUGGUUCCAUCGACGACGGAUCCGAUAGUGAUCCAUGUCCUAUCUGCCUUGGACCAAUGCGCGAAGACUCCUACCUCGAUACCUGUUUCCACAAGUUUUGUUUCAUUUGCAUCAAACAGUGGAUCAAAGUUGUUUCCAGCAAGGCCUCUAAGCAAUUAUCCUCAGUGAAAUGUCCUCUCUGUAAGAGAGAUAAUUCCUCGAUCAUCCACAACUACGAUGGGUGUUCUUUUGAGCGGCAUUAUAUCAACCGGAAUAUUUCAGAUGGAUUUGUAUUGACAAAAGAACAGAGAUACAGGUUGAGAUGUUACUACACCGAAUCAGGUUUCGUGGCUGAUGUAUUUGAUGUUGCACUGUUUUGGAAGCUGCAAAAGUUUCUUUAUCCAAACCGGUGGCUUGAAGCCUGGUUGAGGAGAGAGCUCCAAGCCCUAAUGCAGGAUGAAGAUGUUGAUAUCGUUCUGCACCAUUUGGUCGGUGUGAUGGAGUCCUUCUGCAAAAGAUUCGAACAGAGACGCAAACAAGAAGCAAGAAGCGUGGAGACAACAAACCAAGAACAAUUCAAAGCAGUCGUCUCAGAAGCAGCACGUCCAUUUGUAAUGGCGAGAACAGACCGGUUUGUGGAUGAGCUAGAACUCUUCCUAGCAGCGGGACUGAACUUGGAGGCUUAUGAUGCAAUCUAUAAGAAGCAGUUAGGCUGGAACAAUCGAAGAGAGAUUGGUGUGGCUAGUGAAGAAAGAGAAGAAGUAGAAGAACAUAACGUAAGAACACGAGUGACACCUUACUUGUUUAUCUCUGAAGAAGACUCAGACUAAGACAACCCAUACACUUCUGUACAAAACUUGUGUCCAGUCGUUAUAGAAGCUCAUAACUUCUUGUUAAUGGUAUACCACUUUUGAUUUGUUUUUACUUUGUUU